AGAAUAAUUGUCUGGAAGUAAAUACGACAAUGAAAUUCUUAGUCUUAAUUCGCUUUUGAAAUGAUCAAGACGCUGGUUCUCACCGUUCUAAUUAGCUUUACUAAAGCUAAUCCAAUCUCAGAUCAUUUCAAUCUACACGUCGUGUCUAUUAAUGACUUCCAUGCGAGGUUCGACGAAACAAACGAUGCAGGGGGGACUUGCAAAGAUGAGAACUGCAUAGGCGGAUUAUCCAGAUUGUAUAAUGAAAUCGAAAAAAUUAAACGCUCCGAUCCUAACGUGAUUAUACUGAACGGCGGAGACAACUUCCAAGGCACGUUGUGGUAUAGCAUUUUCAAAUGGAACGUCACCCAACAUUUUUUAAACAAAUUUAACUUCGACGCUGUGGUUUUGGGCAAUCACGAAUUCGACGACGGACUUGAAGGGCUGAUCCCGUUCAUGAAAGCCUUGAACGCACCAAUUGUCACGGCAAAUAUAGACGACACACUUGAACCCGAGUUCCAAGGUCUGUAUACGAAAAGCACAAUUGUGGAACGUGACGGAAAGAGAAUUGGAAUCGUAGGAGUUUUGACUAAUACCACGGUGACAACAUCGAGUCCGGGUAAAUUGAAAUUUCUCCAUGAAUCGGCCAGCGUGAAUGCCGAAGCUGAAAGACUUGUGAAAGAGGAAGGUGUGUUUACUGUUAUUGUUCUGUCCCACUGUGGAUACGAAAGUGAUGAAGCCAUAGCGGCGAACGCUACGAAAAAAAUUGGUUUAAUAGUUGGUGGACACACACACACUCUCCUAUACUCUGGAGCGCCAGUUCCUGGGCCAGACCAUGCCUUAGGCCCAUUUCCAACUAUCGUAAAACGUAAAGAUGGAAAUCAAGUUCUGAUCAUUCAAUCGUCUGCUUAUUCGAAAUAUUUUGGUGACAUACAUGCCAGUUACAAUCUGGAGGGAGAAGUUGUAGACUUCUCUGGCAAUUCGAGAUUUUUGGACCACACCGUUCCCCAAAAUAAAGAACUCAAUGAAGAAUUGCUACCCUGGAAGAAAACGAUUGAUGCGAUGGGCGAUGAAGUUCUAGGUUCGACUCUUGUAGAUUUGACCAAAACGAGUUGUUACACUCAAGAAUGCCUCCUUGGCAAUUUUGUAACUGAUGCGUAUGUCUAUCAUUACUCAAAAAAAGCGAAACCAGGUUCUUGGACUUACGCCUCCUUGGCGAUUAUAAACCCCGGUGGUUUGAGAACUGACAUUAAAAAAGGCAACAUAACUUACAAUGACUUAAUAAAUGCCCAACCAUUCUCUAACACUGCUGAUGUAAGUGAGCUCCAAGGUAAACACAUCAAACAACUGUUCGAAAACGCCGUCUCAACAUCAGUCAAAACACCAAAAGUUAAAAUCAACCUUAGAGUGUUUCAAGUUUCAGGCAUAAAAAUAGUCAUUGAUCUUCACCGACCAGUAGGACAACGUGUAACAUCACUACAAGUCUUGUGUAAUAAUUGUUCUGAACCAGCAUACGAACCACUGGAUGAAGAAAAAGAUUAUCGGAUUAUCACUCCGUCAUUCUUAACAGGAAAUGAAGGAUAUCCACCUUUAACUCAUAUGAAAAAUACCAUAAUUGGGGGCGUCGAUGUUGACGUUAUCAGAAAUUAUUUGGCCGAUAAGUCUCCCGUUAGUCAGAAGAUUGAAGGCAGGAUUGAAAUUAUCGGAACUAAUGAAUUUUUUUCUAUAACAUAGGAACAAAAGAAUUUGUUAAAUACUCUAAAAAAUCUAAGUAAAUUGUUUAAAAAAUGUUACCAUUGACUAUA
Molecule: messenger RNA, 1784 nt
Organism: Aethina tumida (small hive beetle)
Lineage: Eukaryota; Metazoa; Arthropoda; Insecta; Coleoptera; Nitidulidae
Product: apyrase
Exons: 9
Coding region: 61-1713 (550 amino acids)
Biological process (GO): AMP catabolic process
Cellular component (GO): plasma membrane
Molecular function (GO): metal ion binding; nucleotide binding; 5'-nucleotidase activity
Source: RefSeq, a predicted model, not a curated record